Cicer arietinum (chickpea) is the source of this 1000-nucleotide messenger RNA. RefSeq lists its product as uncharacterized. NCBI's taxonomy places the organism in Eukaryota, Viridiplantae, Streptophyta, Magnoliopsida, Fabales, Fabaceae. The record is from RefSeq and is a predicted model, not a curated record.
AACCAAACCCACCAUAAAUCACGCCCUAUUUUGUCAACAUAGCCAUCAUAUGACUCUCUAAGUCGUGCUCCACAUAAACCCUUCUCAUUGGUCCCUUGAAUACAAUUUUUCGAUACCAAAUUCACCAACAUCCCCAAAACUCAAAAAGUAGUUAGAUUAGGUAGUUUCUCACCUAUUUCAUCCAAGUUUUAAAAACAUCAGCAACUAACAAUUUCAUUAAUCUCCUCAUCACAAUGUCUUUCUGGCUCUCUAACUUCUUCCGUUUACACUUGACAACUCCGUGGCCUAUAUUCACCUAUGCUACCACUUGGAUAACGCUAUUAACCUUAACGGUGGCAGUGGCAUCAAUCUCACCGCAAGUGACAUUUGUUUCCGCCAUAUCUCCUUUCUCUUCGUUCUCUCAGAAGUGUAGAAGUGAUGGAUUCAUUAGAAUGCCAUUGGACGUUGCGGGAGAAAUCCUCUGCUUUCCUUCCAAUUUCUUCGUGAAAUCCAAGAUUGAUCUAAUCGUUCCACCAAUCUUUGCAGCGAUUACUGUAGCAGCUUCUACAUGUGUGGUGAGAGCUGUAGGAUUGUUUGUGGAACCAUGAUCUUUUUGGGGCUUUCUUAAACAAUGAAAUUAGUAAUAUAGUAUGUAUUAUUAUAAAUAGAUUACAAAAUUAUAAGUAGAUUUCGAAGUUCUCAUUGUUGAAAUAGCUCUUUUGUUUGUUCUUUUCUUUUUGAGCUUUUCUCAUUAGGAUACAUAUCUUAAGUCUUUGAUUGACACGCAUAAAUUUAUAAAUCCACGAGAUACUUGAAGUUAAUAUACUUAUGUUAAAAAAUAAUAUAUAGUGAUCAUCAUAACAGUGAAUAUUUAAUUGUAAACGACCGGGUAUCACCCUUCUUGUGUGGGCUUGGCCCUAGUUGUUGUCUCUGUCUUGGCCGAGCCAUAGCCUAUAGUAGAUCGGUAUUGUUGUAGUUUAGUUUGUAAGUUUUGAAUGAAAUUGGUAUUUUCAAUCUUUGA